AACAACCCGACCCAGUGGCCUGUGCGUGUGUCCAAGGGGAGACGCUCGCCCCCGUGGUCGCCUGGAGGGGCGCUAGAGGAGGGGCGCUGGGGACUCGAGGUCCGCCGUGGGCAUGAUCCACGAACUGCUCUUGGCUCUGAGCGGGUACCCAGGAUCCAUUUUCACCUGGAACAAGCGUUGUGGCCUGCAGGUGUCACAGGACUUCCCAUUUCUCCACCCCAGUGAGACCAGCGUCCUGAAUCGACUCUGCCGGCUUGGCACAGACUACAUUCGCUUUACUGAGUUCAUUGAACAGUACACAGGCCAUGUGCAGCAACAGGAUCACCAUCCAUCUCAGCAGGGUCAAGGUGGGUUACAUGGAAUCUACCUGAGGGCCUUCUGCACAGGGCUGGAUUCAGUUUUACAGCCUUAUCGCCAGGCACUGCUUGAUUUGGAACAAGAGUUCCUGGCUGACCCCCAUCUCUCCAUAUCACAUGUCAAUUACUCCUUAGAUCAGUUCCAGCUCCUUUUCCCCUCUGUGAUGGUUGUAGUUGAACAAAUUAAAAGUCAAAAGAUUCAUGGUUGUCAAAUCCUGGAAAUGGUCUAUAAACAUAGCUGUGGGGGGUUGCCUCCUGUUCGAAGUGCACUGGAAAAAAUCCUGGCUGUUUGUCAUGGGGUCAUGUAUAAACAGCUCUCAGCCUGGAUGCUACAUGGACUCCUCUUGGACCAGCAUGAAGAGUUCUUUAUCAAACAGGGUCCAUCUUCUGGCAAUGUCAGUGCCCAGCCAGAAGAGGAUGAGGAGGAUCUGGGCAUUGGGGGACUGACAGGAAAACAACUGAGAGAACUCCAGGACUUGCGCCUGAUUGAGGAAGAGAACAUGCUGGCACCAUCUCUAAAGCAGUUUUCCCUCCGGGUGGAAAUUUUGCCAUCCUACAUUCCAGUGAGGGUUGCUGAAAAAAUCCUGUUUGUUGGAGAAUCUGUCCAGAUGUUUGAGAAUCAAAAUGUGAACCUGACUAGAAAAGGAUCCAUUUUGAAAAACCAGGAGGACAUAUUUGCUGCAGAGCUGCAUCGUCUCAAGCAGCAGCCGCUCUUCAGCCUGGUGGAUUUUGAGCAGGUGGUGGAUCGUAUUCGUAGUACUGUGGCUGAGCAUCUCUGGAAGCUGAUGGUAGAAGAGUCCGAUUUACUGGGUCAGCUGAAGAUCAUUAAAGACUUUUACCUUCUGGGACGUGGAGAACUGUUUCAGGCCUUCAUUGACACAGCUCAACACAUGUUGAAAACACCACCCACUGCAGUAACCGAACAUGAUGUGAAUGUGGCCUUUCAGCAGUCAGCACACAAGGUAUUGCUAGAUGAUGACAACCUUCUUCCUCUGUUGCACUUGACAAUUGAAUAUCAUGGAAAGGAGCAUAAAGAUGCUACUCAGGCAAGAGAAGGGCCUUCUCGGGAGACUUCUCCCCGGGAAGCCCCUGCAUCUGGCUGGGCAGCCCUAGGUCUUUCCUACAAAGUACAGUGGCCACUACACAUUCUCUUCACCCCAGCUGUCCUGGAAAAGUACAAUGUGGUUUUCAAGUACUUACUGAGUGUGCGCCGGGUACAAGCUGAACUGCAGCACUGCUGGGCCCUACAGAUGCAGCGCAAGCACCUCAAAUCCAACCAGACUGACGCAGUCAAGUGGCGCCUAAGAAAUCACAUGGCAUUCCUGGUGGAUAAUCUUCAGUACUAUCUCCAGGUAGAUGUCCUGGAGUCUCAGUUCUCACAGCUGCUUCAACAGAUCAAUUCUACACGAGACUUUGAAAGCAUCCGAUUGGCUCACGACCACUUCCUGAGCAAUUUGCUGGCUCAGUCCUUUAUCUUGUUGAAACCUGUAUUUCACUGUCUGAAUGAAAUCUUAGAUCUCUGUCACAGUUUUUGUUUGCUGGUCAGUCAGAACCUGGGCCCACUAGAUGAGCGUGGAGCCGCCCAACUGAGCAUUCUUGUGAAGGGCUUUAGCCGCCAGUCUUCACUCCUAUUCAAGAUUCUCUCCAGUGUUCGGAAUCAUCAGAUCAACUCAGAUUUGGCUCAACUACUGUUACGACUAGAUUAUAACAAAUACUACACCCAGGCUGGUGGAACUCUGGGCAGUUUCGGGAUGUGAAAUUUCUGGUUCAUAAACUGAAGUAACAGUCAAUCCCAUGAUGUUCCCAAGUCUGUAACAGAAGAUUCAAAACAUACAUCCUAUUCUCUAGCUACUCAUCGAAUAUCUAGCCUAGUGAGUGGGCUCUACCUUUUCUCCUAGAAGCUAUUAUUGAACAUACAGGGGUACAAAUCAUUCCCAUGUGGAAGGAGUCUGCCUCACCUUUGAGAGGUUCUUAACUCACCCACCAAGGAGAAAUUUUGGCAUCACCUGUCCCUCUGCUGAUCAUGCAAGGGGCUCUGACCCUUUACAUUGAAAACAUUUGCUGGAUAUGUUCAUCUAGGUACUAUUCAAGCUGUGGGAAGUAUAGCAGUAAACAAUAUAGAUCAGAAAGUUAAAUAUUCUGUGGUUCAUAAACGAAAAAAUUAUAUUUAUAAAUAGGUCAAUUGCUGGAUGUUACAACCAAGGAAGGCAGCCACAGGUAAGACAGGCCUUUCCUUUUCCCACACCAAGUAAUUUAUAUCUACACAGAUUAUUUUUCCUCCUUCAGAAAUUUUAGACUGAAAACUUCCCACCCUUAAGGAUCUUUAAAACUACGAAUCUCAAGAAUUUUGUCAGUAACUUCCAAUUAUUUCAGACUGGUAAAAGGGCAACUGUAGCUAAUAACAAUGUAUUUAAAGUACUUUUUCCCCCCAAUUAAAAAGGUCCUUAAGAAAAAAUUGAGGUCAGAUUGCUAGAUUUUAAAUACUGAAAAGUGCAGGCGCAAUUAUCCCAUCUUAGAUGAACCACAGGACUUGAGUUUCUCCUAAUAUGGCCCAACCAUCUCUGGUAAUCAUUAUGUUUAUAUCAGCGUAAACCAGAAUAAAUAUUCAUUGAAUAACCCCCUACAAACUGAAAAAGAAUGCAGCUUUCUGGCCUCAUUUUGUAGUCACUGAACCUGGUCAUCUCUACAUCUUUUACCACAUACUUUGUCUACCUUAUUGCCUGCUAUUGUCAACUAAAGAUGACUCCUUCCACUGCUGCAGGGGCUGGCAACUAUGGCCUGCUGCCUGUUUUUAUAAAUACAGUUUUAUAGAAAUACAGCCACACAUUCAUUUACGUAACGUCUACAGUUGCUUUCAUGCUCUCACGGCAAAUCUGAGUAGUUGUGACAGACCAAAUAGCCCACAAAACCUAAAAUUUUUACUACUUGGAGUUUUAUGGAAAAAAAUUGUUGACUGCUUUAGAGAAUGAGAGGACAUUAACAAAGAUGAUGCUAGGGUGGGGAAGGAAUAGCUUCUAGCAAUUGUAAUGACUAAUAAUAUUGGACCUCUGAUUAGAGCUUUUAACAUUUCCAAGUGUUCUCACUUGUACUUCUCUUGUUUAUUUUUCAAAAAGUCAUCCCAUCAAGCUCAUGGUCACUGCCCAUUCCUAGCAAAUGGUUCCUUAUCCCUUUUAGCUCUAAGAGUGGAGGAGUACCCACAGGUCAGCUGUUAGUGAGCUCAGCUCUAAAGAGAAAGAGACAUCUUAACCUGUCAGGAAACUUAGACAUAUGCCCAGUUCCACUCAAUUUUUUGGCACAGCUAUUUAAUCUUGGCCCUCACCUACUUUAAAAUUGAGUUUUUGGAUGUGUAGCAUUUUAGACAGCCGGGGAUAACCUUUUGACGAUAAUGUCACAGAAGAAAAGUUUAUUCUUCUUUUCCUUGGCUAGCUGUCCUAAAGUGAACAAGCCUAUGGAAAACCUCAGAGAAGGUAUAAUUUGUCUCAUUUGUUCUGAGAUUAAGCUCAAAGAAACAGAUGAAGAAAUCCCAGUUACUACAACCAAAGAGAUUCAACAUUUAUUUUAUCAUAAAAGUCCAGCAAAUAAAACUAUAUACAAGAUCCAUGCAAGGAAUCCAGUUACGCACAAGACACAUUUAAAACCCGAUUAAAACACAAUCUCCACAAUAGUAGGGAAUAAAACCAGUAAGACCAAGUAUCUUUAGUGAGAAACAUAAUCAUGUUUAUAUUUUGGAUGCUGCUUGAAUCCAAUUCUCUCCCCAACAAUGAGGCACUGUAUCACCCACUCUUGUGACACCACAGGCAGCUGCAAUGCUUCAGCACACUUCAGCACCGAGGCUGGGCAUGAGGGGUCUGUCACCACCACGUCAAAUACUCCUAAAGCAAUAUCUGCAAGGAGCCGGGGAAAGUGAACAAGGAAAGGACACUCAAUUUAGCCCUCCAUUAAAAAGACAGAUGUGCCCUUCUAGCCAAUACAUCCCACUCUGCCCAAACUAAAACCCGAUUAUGUCAAACACAGUGCUACUGAUCAUGACCAAAAGUAAAAAGUUAUAAUCACUAUAUGUUGACCUUGUAGAAAUGUUUAACAAAUAUAUCACUGCAAACCAGCAGAAGCAUGAAUAACCCAGUUCUUCGCUUAUGUUGACUCACCUCUUCAAAGUAGUACUUCUCUUAGAAAUGGAGAUAAAGUCCAUCUGUCAGGACUGAGACCACAAGGCCUAACAACUAUGGACCUAAGGAUGUUCUUGGAACAAUAACAACACACACACACUUUCCAGGUACCUUUGUUAUGGGCACUUGAAUGGUGCUGCUUCACGGAGGCUGCCCCCCCAGUCAUGAGGAUCUCAGACCAGAGCUCCAGGAAGUUCUGCUGCUGGUCUGAUACCAAGAGUACCUUCAGAUUCUGGAAAGGGUUUUCACGAGGUUGCCUAUGAAGGAGUCAGAGACACAGCCCUUUGGAAUUGGAAGGGACCUUAGCAUGACAAAUAUCCAAUAAAUAGCCCUUCUGCAAUGGGACUCAUGUACAUCUGAAUGCUUUCAAAACUUAAGCCCUGUAUUAGGGCACCAUAAACCUUCCCUCUUUCUGUGAAUGAUAUACAUUCUCUGAGAUCCUGGCCUUCUGAUCCUACCCUUCUGAUUACUAUGUUUGUCCUGGGGCUGGGAACAGUCCAAAUCAUAUUCCUGAGCCUAUACAUUUUAAUACUUGCUUAAAACAUUUCACUAACCUUACAGGUUGAGAAUAUUGAACAUACCUACAAAUCCUCACACAUUUUCAAAAGAUUCCUAGCCAAUAUAUCCUAUGGAAAUAACCUAGAUGAACUACUGAAAUCAUUUCAAACCCACUCAAAUACUGCAAUUUAUCCUACAGACAUUCCAGCUUCUAAAAACAUUUUAUUCUUUCACCUAGAUUCUCCUCCCUAAAAAAGCUUGCUGUCUUCUUAUCUGUACAACUCUAAAUGGGCUCUCAAAUACUCACCAAUCCAGAAUUCUUUGCUCCUCGAGGCUGUACCCAGCUGGCAACAGAUAAUUACGGUAGUUCUGGAGCUGGUUGGCAUGGCAACUGUCAUGGACCCAGACAUGAGACACACAAGGAAUCCCACUGGCAAGGCACAAGAAGUACUUCCGGGUUCGACAAUGCUGAUCCGCGAUUAGGAGACACUGGUAGGCUGUGUUACACUGGAAGAAAAAGAACAGAGACAAUGGGUCUGUGACUUCUAUGGAAAGCUCUUCAAAAGCAGCCCUAAAUGAGCCAUGGAGAGCAAGAUCUGAAGACUUCCGAAUACUCUCCAAAAUGUGAUUUAAUCUUUUUCUACCCAGGGCCGCUUUUCUCACUGAAAGGCCCAAUUGCCUUCCCUAGACAUUCUCCCUGUCUCACCUGCAGCUUUUUGAAGGCCUAAAUCCUCAAAGGGUAACCAAAACCCAUGGACUCAGCCUUUCAGGCUGAGAAUCAUCAACACUAAUAGGGAUUUCUACUAAACAAAAAUUUCAAUCUGUUUCUGUCCCAGCAACAGAACAGCCAUUUGCCCAAGGUUCUAACUUCUUUUCUUUGUACACAAUAAAAAUUCUAUUUCAUGCAACAAUA
Cynocephalus volans (Philippine flying lemur) is the source of this 5933-nucleotide messenger RNA. It is a transcript of the gene TUBGCP4, whose product is annotated as tubulin gamma complex component 4. NCBI's taxonomy places the organism in Eukaryota, Metazoa, Chordata, Mammalia, Dermoptera, Cynocephalidae. Gene Ontology annotation, biological process: microtubule nucleation; cytoplasmic microtubule organization; spindle assembly. Gene Ontology annotation, molecular function: gamma-tubulin binding; microtubule minus-end binding. Gene Ontology annotation, cellular component: centrosome; spindle pole; gamma-tubulin complex. The record is from RefSeq and is a predicted model, not a curated record. The transcript is spliced from 18 exons. Bases 113 to 2113 code for a protein of 666 amino acids.